This is a messenger RNA of Balearica regulorum gibbericeps (East African grey crowned-crane), 732 nucleotides long. Lineage: Eukaryota; Metazoa; Chordata; Aves; Gruiformes; Gruidae. The record is from RefSeq and is a predicted model, not a curated record.
AUGUCCAGCAGCGUUCCAGCUGAUAUGGCGCAGCACUCCCUAGGGCUGCCUUGUGUAGGGGUGGCCGCUGUUGCUCUGGCUCCAUCCAGGCUGCCUCAGGGUCUCCUACGAGAGCUGCUGGCCGCCUGGGGAUCUCUCCUCAGGAAACGCCCCUGUGCACCAAAAUCUGCCACUCUGCUGCGGGCCAGGCCGGCUCUGGAACAGCUGCUCUCAGCAACUUUUAGCAAAGUCCCUGCUGACUUGAUAAAUUUGCGCCUCAUCUUGGUAAGCGGGAAAACGAAAGAGUUCCUAUUUUCACCAAAUGAUUCUGCUGCAGAUAUUGCAAAACAUGUGUAUGACAACUGGCCGAUGGAUUGGGAGGAAGAACAAGUCAGCAGUCCAAAUAUCUUGCGGCUUAUUUAUCAAGGGAGGUUUCUUCAUGGCAAUGUGACAUUAGGAGCAUUAAAACUUCCUUUUGGCAAAACAACAGUGAUGCAUUUGGUGGCUAGAGAGACAUUGCCAGAGCCAAACUCUCAAGGUCAACGGAACCGUGAAAAAACUGGAGAAAGCAAUUGCUGUGUAAUCCUGUAAACCCUGUUAGCUUUACCUGCUAAGUGUGAUGUAAUAUAGUCUUUGUCUUUCAUGCUGCUGGAAUAGAAGAGGCCCUACCUUGCUUCAAACACCUGUAGGAAGAGCCUGUCUGUAAAUCCAUGGAACUGAAAUAUUACACGAACACUGUCUCAUUAGUCUUUU